AAAUAAUAAAGCACAUCGACGAAACCGACAUAACGUCCUUGCAUUCCGUCGCCCUCCUGAAUCGCACCUGGUGUCGACAUUCCAUACCGGUCCUCUGGAAGAAACCUUUCUGCCUGAGGGAUUCCGUCACCAAUCUUCACAUGAUAAUUCCCAUCUACCUCUCAUUCCUCUCCGACGAAACAAAGAUAAAUCUCAAUAUCGACGGCAUGCGCCUGUCCACCAAGGCGUCAUUCAAUUAUCCCGAGUUCGUGCAUGAGCUCGAUUUCAUCGGGUUACAGAUGACCGUCUAUCGUUGGUGGUCGAGGUACAACAGGGAUGAGUGGGACGACGAUUCUGAUGAGGAGGAGGACCGUUAUUAUGACUCGGAGGAUGAAGACGAUGAUGAGGAGGCCGACUAUGAAACCCAGGAACGUUCGGUGGCCAUAAGCGAGGAAAUAUUUAAGUUGGUCGUGGAUAGAUCGAAGAAGCUCGACAGCUUCACCAUCGAUCUCAAGGACAAUUCCCGAUGGUCCCCUAAUGAAUUUGAUCAUUACCUGACAGUGUUAUUCUCAUCUUUUGGAAUGACCGAGUGGCUGAAGAAGUUGAGGGUACUGAAGUUGACGGGGCCAUUUCCGAAGUCAACGUUUCUAAAGGAUAUACUGAGUGUCAAUCGAAAUCUCUCGAUUCUCACCAUCGAGGACCGAAAGAACGACGAAGCGUUAAACUACGACCUGAGCGAUUUCAUUAAGACGCAACAUAACCUAAAGGAGUUCAGCUUUGUCAGCAACUCGGAGGAUGUCUCGCCCAUGCUCGCGGCAUUAACGGAGCGAGCGAGUUCCUUGCGUAAGAUUCAGAUUACGAACGGGGUGAUCCUCGAAAAUCUCAUCAUAGAGACUUUGACCCAAUGCUCGCAGUUGGAAUCCAUUUGCUUCCAGUCACUCCGACUCUCCAGGAAUCAACUGAAACCUUUCUCACGGACGUCUUUUCCAAAAUUGAAUUCACUUUACCUCAUGGACAUCGAUCUCGCAUGGACCGAGAAGGAGACGAAGAAAUCCAAAGAUAAGACCAUGCAAAACAUCAUCCGAACCUACGGACCUCGACUUGAGAACCUUGGGCUGAGAAUCAAUCUCGCCGCAUACACCGGUGUUCUCGAGUCCGUGGCAAAGAGCUGUGGUAAUCUAAAAACAUUCGUCACCCGAAUCGAGACGGCCAAAGAGAUUCCAAAAUUAUUUGAUGUACUCAAGAGUUGUCGAAAAUUCGAGUCGCUGAUAAUUCACGAGACCCAUUGCACGAACCUGUUCGAGGCGAACGACAUCAUGUUCGAGAUGGCCGGCUUGAUACCAUCGACCCUCGUACAUUUGGAUUUGACAAAGUGGGUGAUUUCCAUCGAGAUACUCGUGGGAUUCUUGAUGAGUUGCAACGCGAGGUUGAGAACCUUGACAUGUCAUUGUCACGGAAGUUCCAUCGGGAAGGAGGACAUGAUCCGGAACUCGCAUCCAUCGCCGGAGAAACCUCCGCUAUUCGACUACCCCUCGUUCUGCAGGACAUUGACCAUCUCACAUGUCGGUCACUUUUGGAAUUUCGAGGAAGAAGCGGACGUCAUCGAACACGACUACAAGGUGUACCUGAUUAAACAAGAAUUAUACAAGCUCUUUAUCUCAAGGAGCCCGAGAAUCAGGCGACUCACCCACACAAUUCACCUCACUCACUUUCCCGGUGCCUCGUCGUGUCUGUUUCCACUGGUGGAAUUCGUGUGUGACACAAAUCUACCCCACGACAUUCUUUAUGGAAUGGCUCAGAUAUGCAAGAACUUGAAAAAAUUAAUCAUCAAGCAAUAUCACGAUGACAAUCAGGCAUUGUCAAAGCUCAUAAAAUCACAGACUGAUUUGCGGCACGUGGAAAUUGACACCGAGGUCGAAUGUGAUCCCGGCGAUUACGGCGAUUACGUGUAUUCCAACAUCGGUCAUGCCUUGACAACGGUGGCACAGUCGAUCAGGCAUUUGUCACUUGGUGGCAGUCGGCCGUGUAUCCUGAUGUACACGAUGAAAUAUUAUGUCAAUUUGAGAUCCAUUAGAUUGUUUCAUUGCGGGGAGGACGCCGACGAGAUGAUGGAAAUGUUGAGUCGCGUGAAUUUUUCGAGCCUCGGGAUUCUUGAGGUGGACUACGAGGCUCCCACGCUGUUGAGUUUAACGAAAUUCGUGCUGAACAAUGGUACAAAUCUAGAGGAGAUCUCAUUAUACUGUUUGAUUCCGCCGGAUCCCGAGCAUUCUAUACUGUUCAACAGGGCCGUGGCGCAGAGAUGUAGGAAAUUGGAGUUCCUCUCUUCAUUUUUCGUUGACACCGAAUUCCGGGACCUGAAGGAGAUUCUCGUGAACUGCACUCACCUAAGAGGCUUAUACAUUCGAACCGGAAAUAUCCGACUCAACGGCGACACCUUAUUGGACAUGUUGCAACAAUUCGCGCCACCUCAACUCUCGAGAUUGUGCGUGGGAGGCGAAUGGGAGUUCACCACCGAGAGGCUGAAGGAGUUCCUGGAGCACGUGUGGAGGAAAGACGGGAGACAGAUUACCAUCUAUCAUCAUUACGAGAAUAUCAUAGAUGAGGAGAAGGAGGACGCCUUUGAGUUUAGCGAGGAACAAGGAGAUAUCAUUAAGACAUAUCAAAUGUCAAGUUUUGACUUGGGUUUGGUGGGCCUGAAAGAGAUGUUCUCUUGUGAAUGGAAUCCAUUUUACUACGAUUUCUCGAGGUAUUAG
Acaulospora colombiana is the source of this 2732-nucleotide messenger RNA. The record is from the annotation of a GenBank genome assembly. Lineage: Eukaryota; Fungi; Glomeromycota; Glomeromycetes; Diversisporales; Acaulosporaceae.